Molecule: messenger RNA, 1829 nt
Organism: Momordica charantia (bitter melon)
Lineage: Eukaryota; Viridiplantae; Streptophyta; Magnoliopsida; Cucurbitales; Cucurbitaceae
Gene: ATSEC20
Product: Sec20 family protein
Biological process (GO): retrograde vesicle-mediated transport, Golgi to endoplasmic reticulum
Cellular component (GO): SNARE complex; endoplasmic reticulum
Molecular function (GO): SNAP receptor activity
Source: RefSeq, a predicted model, not a curated record
GGCUUGAAAUCCUCGAAAUCGAAGUUCCAAACAGGGUUAAAGAAAAUUCCCCUCAAACUUCUGAAGUGUUAAAGGUGAUUCAUUAAUCCUACGGUAUAAUUACCUUUUUAAAAGGAAAAAAAAAAGGUAACCCAUCUCUUUACCUCUCCCCUUUCUUCUUUCACCAGCCGGCGACCACCACCCCCCCGGCGGCAGCCCCGACGUCCUCCGGCGACGCGCGAAACACCCCGGCGGCGUAGGCCUGCAGCGGCGAUUUGUUCUCCCACGACCAACAAUCCGGUGUCUCCGGCGACCCGCGAGCAGCCCGAACGAAACCAGAUCUGCGGCGCCCUCUCCCUCCGGCGAAUUUUGCGGCGAUCGCGGCUGUUCCCUCCGGCGAGAUUGGCACAACCCGAACAGCAGCACGGCGAACGGACCAGCAGCAACGAUUCCCUUCAUCCUGACGGAUUACGACGGUAACCCACGCCCGUUCUGACCCAGAUCCGUGGUACCCAGCCCCUGUUGACACCGUAUUCGCAAGCCCGAACACUCUGGAUGCCUUUCAGCUAGUACCCCUUUGUUUUUGACAAGGGUCAGUUGGAACCAAUCAAACUCAAGAGCUAGGAGCUUUAGAAGUGUUGCAAGUAGUGCCAGAGGCGUGUGUGCGCAUGUGAAGUAAAGGUUUAUGGUGAGGAAGCGAUCUAACAAAGAAGGACCAAGUUUCAAACGUUUUGUAACGUUCUUCAGAUCCUGAAAUGGACAAGGUGUCAGAGGAGGUGGAUCGGGUGAAAAAUGAGUGGAACGAUGCUUACCAUAAGACUCUUGAUCAGAUUAAAGCAAUUGAAGUAUAUGAGAAACAAAGUGAGUCGACGGAGAAGAAUUCGCUCCCAAGAUUGAAUGCCCUCGCACAAGAUGGAUUGAAUUUGCUAUCUUCGUUAGAAUUCAAGCUUGAUCUUCUUGCGCCCCAGUUGCUCUCUGAUUCCGAAGUUGAGGCUGCUCAAUCAUUGAUUGAAUCUUGGAAAAAUCAAUCCCACAAUUUGCGAUCGAGUCUGAGAAAUGCAAAUAUGCAAGCAAAAGCCAACAUGAGAAAGGCUGCUCAGGAGGAGAGAGAACGCCUUCUAGGCGGAGGAGAAGAGUCCACAAUUCGCAGACGGAAUUUACAAACUAAGGCUGGAAUGACAUCUGCUGCAGAAAGCAUCACAGAGAGCCUUCGCCGCACCCGUCAACUUAUGGUUCAGGAAGUGGAAAGAACCGCAAACACGAUUGAGACUUUCGAGGAAUCAACUGGAGUGUUGAAGAAGGCUGAGACUGAAUACAAGGGGCACCGCUCAUUGUUGACUCGGACCAGAAACUUACUUUCCACAAUGCAACGGCAGGAUGUAAUGGACAGGAUUAUACUGGCAGUUGGGUUUUUCUUUUUCUCUCUUGCCGUUCUUUAUGUUGUUUCGAAACGUAUUGGACUACUGAAGUUGCAGAGGAUGGCCACUGCUGCGAUCAAAGCCGGGAUGGUCAAGCAAGCAGAUAACAUUCCUAGAGAUAUUAACCAUGGUAGAAAUCCAAUUCAAGGCAAUGAGGAUUUAGUUUACAAAGUCGAACAUGCACAGGAACGACAUGUUUGGGACGAACUUUGAAGCGUCGGGAAAAUGGUUGGACAAGCUGCAUAUCACCAGAGUUAUAUCGUGUUUUAAGGAAUAUGUUUCGAUGAUGGUUAGUAGAAUUCGAGUUCACUCUGUAAUUUAUGAAACGAUGUACCUCUGUUUGGGAUUAACUACCUGAAAACAGAGGGCGAAUUUUUGGCUGGGUUAGACUUGAGUACAAAUACAUAUUUUUGUGUAAGAAACUUUAAGCCA